AUGGCUGCGAGAGUCUUGCUGCAGCGUCGCGCUUUGGCGACCAUGGCCCUUGGUGGCAUGGCCUUGACGCCUGCCACUGUCCUAGCCGAAGGACCACCCCAGGAGCACAAGAAAAGGUCCAUUUACGACGACCUCGAUCUGCCUUCGGCUAAUCCCGCACCUCUGUCUCCUCCAGUCACGCAGCCCUCGGCACCUAUUCCUACACCUGUCGACGAGGAUCAACCAAGGCCUCAUGGCCCGACACCUACGGAUCGUCUUGCUGUCCAGAUUGGGCACGCACGCCUUGCUCUGUACCGGGCCGUUGCCGCGACCGAAGUCAAGCUCAACGAGACCAUGGACUCUGCGUUCGACCUCGAGCAAUCCUUCACAAGCACGCUGGCCUCUCUGGCGCCCGGUCGUGAGACUGGAGAGAAGCUGAUGCCCGGGGCCAUCUAUGUCCUCGUGGCGGCCAUGGCCGGCAGCAUCGUCACACGAAACCGCAACAUUGUCCUGCGAGCAACCGUUCCCUUGGCCAUGGGCGUUGGGGCGGGAUGGACGGUUCUGCCCGUGACAAUGCGCAACGUGGCGGAUCACACCUGGAAGUACGAGCAAAAGGUCCCGGCCGUGGCCGACGCGCACCUGCGCGCGCGCGAGAUCCUGCAAAAGUCGGGCAGCUUCGCCAAAGUGCACAAGGACCUAGGCGCACGGUACGUCGACGAGAAGGUCACCGACGCACGAGAAAUAGUCGAGGGUUGGGUCAAGCAAGGGAAGUAG
Messenger RNA from Emericellopsis cladophorae, 753 nucleotides. RefSeq names its product Mitochondrial organizing structure protein-like protein. Gene Ontology annotation, cellular component: MICOS complex; mitochondrial crista junction. The coding region runs from base 1 to 753 and encodes 250 amino acids. The record is from RefSeq and is a predicted model, not a curated record. The transcript is spliced from 3 exons. NCBI's taxonomy places the organism in Eukaryota, Fungi, Ascomycota, Sordariomycetes, Hypocreales, Bionectriaceae. Gene Ontology annotation, biological process: cristae formation.